ACAAAAGAGAACAAACUUGACUUUAAACCGGCUCUGUAUUUCAGCUCCUGUCUGGAGCCGCUGCCACCAUGGACAAAUCCAUCUGCAAAUUAUUACUGCUAUUAUCCCUGCUAUCUAUUCACACUCUGUGUGUGUAUGGCGAGAAUUUUGAACUGUCGCCCAUCCGACUUGCUCCAAUCCCCUGUAAUGACAAAGCAGUGGAGAAGCUGUCUCGUCUGGCUGUCACUUAUAUCAAUGAGGAUCGCACUGACGGCUACAAGUUUGCCCUCAACCGCAUUGCAAAUGUCCACCUGCACGCUCAGGGCCCAGCAGGCAAUGUCUAUUACCUGGACCUGGAUGUCCUGGAGACCAAGUGUCACAUAGGCAGCCCAAAACCAUGGAAACGCUGUGACGUCAGACCAUUCAUGGAAACACAAAUCUCUGGCAACUGCAAUACCACCAUUCUGCACACACCAGAGGGAUACUCCUAUCUGUACAGCUACGACUGCACACUUGUCCCAGACCCCCCAGAGAAGCUCCAGCAGACCUGUCCCACCUGCCCCCUCCUGCUGCCUGUAGAUAGCCCACAGGCUGUGGACGCUGCUCGGGCCACUCUGCAAUCCUAUAAGAGACAGUCCACAGUGGGUGCAGGGCUGGGAGUGAAGAAGAUCACCCGAGCUUCAGCACAGGUUGUGCCAGUUAAAGCCAGCUUUGUGGAGUACAUAGUCCAAGAGUGUCCAGAGGGAGUGACAGAAAGAGGCACCUGCCAGCGACUAACAAUGGAGUCUGACACAGAGACUGCAGGUUUCUGUGCAGGAUCUGUGCACGGAGACGUCCACCCUGAUGUGCAGGUGUCCUGCGAGAUGUUUAAAAUAAAGAAUGUCGAUAUCCUUAGACCAGUGCAACCUCAAGGUCACGAAAUCUCUCCGGAUCCUGAAAUGCAAACCUUCCCACCUCUGAUCGAAGAUCCAGGAUAUGAUCUGCUGCCUGUUCCCUAUGAUCCCACAAUGCCCCCUGCUGUUGAACCACCACCGUUUGACCCCACACCCAUUCUCCCUGUGCCCUUUGACCCAGUGCCCUAUGAACCUCCUAUUGCCAAUCCCUCUUACCCCUUCCCCUCCUCUUCCAGUGAGUCUGCUGAAGAUUUAGCAAAUCAGCAACAGCAACCACCAGGUGCUGAUCCUCUUGCCUCAUCCUCUGAAGAGAUGGGAGGUCCCGUAGCUAAACGACCACCCUUUAACUUCCGCUAUCAGAGGCGUGACCGCAAGAAAAGGCAGGCCCUGAUGGAGAACACAACCUCUCACAACCCCACCUUCCUUUCUGAUUUCCCCAGUGGGUCUUCUCCUUUCCGCUCCUGUCCUGGUCCUGCUCGAUACACCACAGUUUGACUGGCACUGUCAGUGAAGGGGUGGAGCAGUAAAGUGCUCUGAUAGCUUGUAAUGAUUUGUGCUAAUGAGAGGAAUGCUAUCACUUCUCCCUGGCCCCUCAAAUUACAUGCUGCUACUUUUAUACUACAUCUCAAGUGGCCAAAGCUUAAACCAUAUUUAAAAAUGGCUUUAAAUAUUUGAACAAUUUGAAUAAACCUUGAUUUAAACCCCA
Eleginops maclovinus (Patagonian blennie) is the source of this 1578-nucleotide messenger RNA. RefSeq lists its product as uncharacterized. Lineage: Eukaryota; Metazoa; Chordata; Actinopteri; Perciformes; Eleginopidae. The transcript has 7 exons. Gene Ontology annotation, molecular function: cysteine-type endopeptidase inhibitor activity. Gene Ontology annotation, biological process: negative regulation of endopeptidase activity. Bases 69 to 1367 code for a protein of 432 amino acids. The record is from RefSeq and is a predicted model, not a curated record. Gene Ontology annotation, cellular component: extracellular region.